Medioppia subpectinata is the source of this 465-nucleotide messenger RNA. NCBI's taxonomy places the organism in Eukaryota, Metazoa, Arthropoda, Arachnida, Sarcoptiformes, Oppiidae. The record is from the annotation of a GenBank genome assembly.
AUGUCAGCCCUGAGCCGGACGUGUCGUCCAAAGGCAGUGUUGAUAGGAUUGGUGUCAACAGUGGUUGUGUUGACUCUGUUUGUCAUCAUUUAUAAGAUCGGAAACUCGAGAUUCAGAGCAAACAAAGACAAAGAGAAUAAUAAAGUUGUCUUCAAUUUCGACAAACUUUUGCCUAAAAAAACGAAACUCUGUUUUACACCCACACUCUUACCGAUGCCAUUGUUUGGCGCCAAUGAGUUCAACCCCGAUGUGAAAGUGGUUCGCGUCGAGGGAUCUUUCAAUCAUUUGGCGGCGAUUACCAAUAAGGGCGACCUUUAUAUGUGGGGUAAGAAUACGGACGGAUGUUUAGGUCUCGGCCAUAGAGCCGACCAAUACUUCCCUUUUAGGGUCUGCGUUCCGGCGUUUGUACGCAAAGUGAGUCUCGGAAUUAAUCACACGAUUAUAAUCGGCUCUUCAUUAGUAUAA